ACACCAAGUCCUGGCUGGUGAUCUCUUGUUGAUAGCUUUUCCUUCUCGUUGCAGGAAUCAUGUUUCUGGAAAUUCUCCUCGCCUCAGUGCUGGGCUUUCUCAUCUACCGGUAUAUCUCCUGGAACAAGGAGGAAACUUUGGCACUUGAAGAUGGGUGGUGGGGGCCCGGGGCAAAGCCCACAGCCAGGGAGGACGAGAGCAUCCGCCCCUUCAAGGUGGAAACGUCAGAUGAGGAGAUCAAGGACCUACACCAGAGGAUCGAUAACUUCCGCUGGACCGCACCUCUGGAGGACAGUCGCUUCCAUUACGGGUUCAACUCCAACUACCUGAAGAAAGUCCUGUCCUACUGGCGGAAUGAGUUUGACUGGAGGAAGCAGGUGGAGAUUCUCAACAAGUACCCUCACUUCAAGACAAAGAUCGAAGGUCUGGACAUCCACUUCAUCCAUGUGAAGCCCCCCCAGCUGCCCUCAGGCCGCACCCCUAAGCCUUUGCUGAUGGUGCACGGCUGGCCCGGGUCCUUCUACGAGUUUUACAAGAUCAUCCCACUGCUGACUGACCCCAAGAGCCACGGCCUGAGCGAUGAGCACAUUUUCGAAGUCAUCUGCCCCUCCAUUCCUGGCUACAGCUUCUCACAGGCAUCCAGCAAGAAAGGCUUCAAUUCGGUGGCCACCGCCAGGAUCUUCUACAAACUGAUGCUGCGCUUGGGCUUCCAAAAAUUCUACCUCCAAGGUGGGGACUGGGGGUCCCUGAUCUGCACCAACAUGGCCCAGCUGGUGCCUGGCCACGUGAAAGGCCUUCACUUGAACAUGGCUUUGGUUUUAAGAAAUAUCCACACCUUGACUCUUCUCCUGGGUCGGCGUUUUGGGGGUUUUUUUGGCUACACAGAAAGGGACAUGGAGCUGUUGUACCCCUUCAAGGAGAAGAUAUUCUACAGCCUCAUGAGGGAGAGUGGCUAUUUACACAUCCAGGCCACCAAGCCAGAUACUGUGGGCUGUGCUCUGAACGACUCUCCCGUGGGCCUGGCUGCCUAUAUCCUGGAGAAAUUCUCUACCUGGACCAACUCAGAAUUCCGAAACCUAGAGGAUGGAGGCCUGGAGAGGAAGUUCUCCCUGGACGACCUGCUGACCAAUGUCAUGCUCUACUGGACCACAGGGUCCAUCGUCUCCUCCCAGCGCUACUACAAGGAGAACAUGGGGCAAGGCCCCAUGGCCAAUAAGCAUGAGCGGAUGAAGGUCUUUGUACCCACUGGCUUUGCUGCCUUCCCUUCGGAGAUACUUCACACCCCCGAAAAGUGGGUGAGGGUCAAGUACCCCAGCCUCAUCUCCUACUCCUACAUGGCCGAAGGGGGCCACUUUGCCGCCUUUGAGGAGCCCAAGCUGCUUGCCCAGGACAUCCGCAAGUUCGUGACGAUGGUGGAGCAACAGUGACACCUACAGGGAUGACCAGGG
Messenger RNA from Castor canadensis (American beaver), 1448 nucleotides. The record is from RefSeq and is a predicted model, not a curated record. NCBI's taxonomy places the organism in Eukaryota, Metazoa, Chordata, Mammalia, Rodentia, Castoridae.